CCAGCAGUGCCACCCACCAGUUCCGCCCACCUGUGCCCAGCAGUUCACCUACCUGUGCCCAGCAGUGCACUCACCUGUGCCACCCAGCAGUGCCACACACCUGUGUCCAGCAAUACCACCCACCUGUGCCCACCCACCUGUACCCACCAGUGCAGCCCAGCAGUGCUGCCAGUCAGUACCACCAGUCAGUGCCCAGUGGUUGUGCUAUCAAUGCCUAGCAGUGCCGUGACACCUCAUUAGUGCUGCCUAUCAGUGCCGCCUAUCCGUGUCACCUCAUUAGUGCUGCCUAUCAGUGCCGGCUAUCAGUGCCCAUCAGUGCUGCCUCAUCAACGCACAUCAGUGAAGGAGAAUAAUUACCUGUUUGA
This is a messenger RNA of Staurois parvus, 365 nucleotides long. The record is from the annotation of a GenBank genome assembly. NCBI's taxonomy places the organism in Eukaryota, Metazoa, Chordata, Amphibia, Anura, Ranidae.